This is a messenger RNA of Populus euphratica (Euphrates poplar), 1788 nucleotides long. RefSeq lists its product as uncharacterized. Bases 268 to 789 code for a protein of 173 amino acids. NCBI's taxonomy places the organism in Eukaryota, Viridiplantae, Streptophyta, Magnoliopsida, Malpighiales, Salicaceae. The transcript is spliced from 3 exons. The record is from RefSeq and is a predicted model, not a curated record. Gene Ontology annotation, cellular component: chloroplast.
AUGGAUUGCAUUGCAAGGAUUUAAGUAAUUUCUCUCUGGUCUGAGCUCCUUCUAUCUUCUUCUUCUUCCUGACGCUUUUUUGACACGGUCUGUUCAAUCGAGGCAACAAGCGCUUACUCAAUUAAAUUUGAAGCGAUGUGAUCCUCUUGGACGAAAAUAAAAACCUCUUAUAAAAUCUACGCUAUCCAUCUGACCUUAUAUUCCAAAACAAACCACAUCCAAGCAAACUAAUCAAGGAACCUAGAGCGUCUGGUGUCUCUGUCGCCCAUGUCAAAGCACGCAGCAAGGGGGUGGGUUACGCCAUCCUCUUACUCCACGUUACAACCUACUCUAUCAAAGACAAACAUUCCAAUCUUCAACAGUACUGCCGCUACUAUCUCCACCAUUAAAGCUGUAAAACUGAGCACCCAAGAAAUUCCAGCAUCUCGUUGCAGAGCGAGGAGAAGACCAGUGAGAUACGAGGAUGAAGACGAGGAUGAUAGAGAAGAAGAAUAUGGAUAUAAUCUGGAGAUUGCAAUGUUGGAAUUUUACAGUCAGUCAGCAAUAGGCGAAGCCCUUCUUGUGCGUGCGGUUGUAGAUGAACAGGAAGUAGAGGUGCUCAUCUUUAAGGGAUUCUCUUCAUGCCUUAGCUACGGGACUUCACCAGAUCCAUCAAGAAGUGUUCUUCCAGCAAGGGCAGUGAUAAAAUCCAUAGACAGAAUCAAAGGUCCUUUCAACCCCUCUAAUAUAGAGUAUCUAGAGAAGGACCUAACAUGGGAAGCCUUCAAGAGCCGUCUUUCUCCUAAAUGACAUUUUGGAAAGUAUUUUAGAAUUUCUCAUUUUCAUAAUGGGCCAUCCUGAAACCGCAUCAUCCAUUUAAGAAAAUUAUCAGUUUGACAAUUAAUUUCGUGGGCACGAGGAAAGUGGAAUCCAUAUCCGGUCGAUGAUCUCAACAUUUUGUUUAAUCCUGAUUCAACGCUCUCACCCUUGAUCAGAUUUCUUUAAUUUGUUUGGGAAAAAAUGCACUGUUAGGUGACAAAAUGGGUUGAUUUAUGCUAGAGUCUUCCAUCAUAUGAUCUUUGAGCAUUGGCAGACAAUUCAUUAACAUGGGAACAAAGAAAAUUAAUGUGGCAUUCAUUUUUCUAUAUUAUACAUAUAUAUCCUCUGCUAGCAUUACGUCGAAAACAGAGAAAUAUAGAGUGAAACAGAUCAGAGAUAUGGAGGAGGAGACAGAGUAACACUACGUGGAAUGUGGGCUGGUAAUUACUGUAAGAAGGUGGAAAUGGCUCUCAAAAUUAAAGGCAUGCCUUAUGAGGACGAGGAAGAGGAGUUAAGGAACAAGAGUCCAUUGCUCCUUCAGUAAACUCCUGUUUUCAAGAGAGUGCCUGUAAUAAUUCAUAAUGGGAAACCUGUGAUCGAGCCCCUUGUUAUACUGGGAAUAUACCGACGAGACCCGGAAAAAUACAUCAAGGCUUCGGCCCGUUGAUCCUUAUCAAGGAGCCAAAGUCCGCUUCUGGGUUAGUUUUAUCCAAUAACAGUCCAUGGGUAAGGUUAUCAUGAGCGAUGAAGAAGCACAAGAAAAGGCAGUAGAGGAAGUGCAGGAGAAAAUGAAAGUAUCGGAGGAGGGCAUUAAGGAAUUCUCUGCGGAGGACAUUCGGACCAGUGAUGGUAAAAAACUGGGAUUCAUGGACGUUCUGGUGGGUACAACAUUUAGCACCUACAAAGUUUAUGAGGGAGUCCUCGGUGUCAAAGUUCUUGAGCCAAAAAAGAAUCCUCUGAUAUACACACGGGUGACAAAUUUGCAUGAGC